This is a messenger RNA of Ilyonectria robusta, 690 nucleotides long. RefSeq names its product uracil phosphoribosyltransferase-domain-containing protein. The transcript is spliced from 3 exons. The record is from RefSeq and is a predicted model, not a curated record. The coding region runs from base 1 to 690 and encodes 229 amino acids. Lineage: Eukaryota; Fungi; Ascomycota; Sordariomycetes; Hypocreales; Nectriaceae.
AUGGCUUCCGUACCGCCCAAUGUCCACGUCUCCAGCCACCCUUGCCUCCGGGCCAAGCUGAGCCAGCUGCGCUCCAAGUCGGUGAGCGCCCGUGACGUCAAGUCGCUGAUUCAUGAGCUCUCCGUCAUUGUGGCAUGCGAGGCGUUGGCCACGGCAAUCACCGCCGUCGACGGUCCCCAGGAUGAGACGCCUUUGGGCUUCGAAUUCACCACCACGACGGUCCAACCCAACACAAUGUGUAUUGUUCCAGUCCUGAGAUCCGGUCUUGGCAUGGUUGAAGGUGUCCAGACGAUUCUUCCCAACCCUGUUCCUGUUCACCACCUUGGCAUGUACCGCGAACCCUCUACGCUCGACCCCGUUGAGUACUACAACAACCUCCCCCACCACAUCCCAGAAGAUCCGUCCUCCGCGUCCAACGCUAGCAGCCUGGCUAUCCUCGUCGACCCUGUCAUUGCUACCGGAGGUACAUGCGCCGCAGCUAUUCAGACCCUCCGCGAGUGGGGUGCCAAGCGCAUCAUUGUCUUGGGUAUUGUUGCCGCUGAUGCCGGCCUUCAAAGAGUUGCGGCUGAGUGGCCAGAAGGCACCGAAAUUUGGAUUGCAGGCGUGGAUAAGGAUCUUACCAAGAAUGGCAUGUUGAAGCCGGGUCUGGGCGAUGUCGGAGACAGAUUAUUCUUGACUAUUGGCAAGUAG